Molecule: messenger RNA, 1380 nt
Organism: Nylanderia fulva
Lineage: Eukaryota; Metazoa; Arthropoda; Insecta; Hymenoptera; Formicidae
Biological process (GO): DNA integration
Molecular function (GO): nucleic acid binding
Source: RefSeq, a predicted model, not a curated record
AUGGACGCCGCCCUGACUCGAUGGAUCCGGGUAGUCCAGGGAGCGAACUUCCACCUAGAGCUGCGGGACCUUCGUACCGGGAAAUCACUGGCGACCAGAAGCUCACUCAGGAAGUUGACUCCCAUGCUCGACGAUGAGGGGGUCCUGCGGGUUGGCGGGCGGCUGAAACACGCUGUUCUGGAUGCCGACCAGCGACACCCAGUCAUCCUACCACCGGAAUCUCACCUCACCUACCUGGUGAUCGAUGCCGCUCACAGACGCACCCUGCAUGGUGGAGUCCAGUCCACCGUGGGGAACAUCAGGGAACGGUUUUGGAUCCCACGCGCCCGUCAACUGGUACGAAGCCACAUACAUCGCUGCCUACCUUGCGUACGAUGGCGGGCGGCCACUCCGCAACCGAAGAUGGGAGAUCUGCCGAGGACGCGGGUCACACCAGGUCGACCCUUCCUUCACACCGGCGUGGACCUCGCUGGCCCAGUCUGGCUCAGGACGACGAAGGGCCGCGGUCACAAAGCCCACAAGGGCUUCCUGGUAAUCUUCGUAUGUUUCAGCACUCGCGCCGUCCACCUGGAGGUGACCAGCGACUACUCUGCCGAAGCCUUCCUCGCCGCCUUUCGCCGGUUCGUGUCGCGUCGAGGGAGAUGCACGGCCCUGUAUAGCGACUGCGGCACCAAUUUUGUAGGUGCGGAUCGACAACUUAGAGAGCUCUUCAGGGCAGCGAGCGGCGAAGUCCACGCCCUCGUUGGCCGCCUAGCAGACGAGGGAGUUCGGUGGGUCUUCAACCCACCGUCGGCUUCCCAUUUCGGCGGCCUGUGGGAGGCGGCUGUCAAGGCCGUCAAACAUCACCUGCGGCGCACCAUCGGAGAGGCUAAGCUCACCUUCGAGGAGCUGUCCACACUCCUCGCGGAGGUCGAAGCCUGCCUAAACUCAAGGCCCCUCGGGGCCUUGUCGGAUGAUCCAGACGACCUUGACGCCCUGACGCCGGGACACUUCCUGGUGGGAGGGCCUCUCCUCAGCAUCCCGGAGCCGUCCCUCUUGGACGCCCCUCCUAACCGUCUGAACCGGUGGCGACUUCUGCAGCAGAUGCGGGAUCACCUCUGGCAGCGAUGGACCCGCGAAUACCUGCAGGGACUCACACCACGGCCCAAGUGGUGGACCUCCCGGGGGAACCUCUGCAAAGGUCAGCUGUGCCUCAUCAAAGGAGAGAGCACCCCGCCGUGCCGGUGGCCGCUUGCCCGAGUUACGCGCUUCCACCCGGGCGAGGAUGGCCAAGUGCGCGUGGUGGACGUCCGCACCACCGUCGGUGAACUGACCCGGCCAGUGGUCAAGCUGGUCCCACUGCCGACGGUAGCCGCCGUGGAGUCCGGGACCCCCGCGUAA